AUGGUCGUAACUACGACUAAGAAGCCCGUCACUGGGGCUGCUGCAAAGAAAUCUAAAGCCUUGGAUUCCAUUAAUAGUCGUCUUGCGCUUGUCAUGAAAAGCGGUAAAUGUGCCAUUGGUCUCCGCCAGACAUUGCGGCUUGUCCGUCGCGGAGGAGCCCGGCUUAUCAUCAUAGCAAAUAAUGCCCCUCCACUAAGGAAAACUGAAAUCGAGUACUACGCCAUGCUUUCCAAGACCGGCGUUCACCACUACAAUGGAUCUAACCGCGAUUUAGGAACGGCCUGCGGGAAAUACUUCCGCGUCAGCACUCUUGCUAUCGAAGAUCCUGGUGACUCGGAUAUCAUACGGAACGUCCCACAUGACAUCGAAGCGAAAUAA
Molecule: messenger RNA, 378 nt
Organism: Dicrocoelium dendriticum
Lineage: Eukaryota; Metazoa; Platyhelminthes; Trematoda; Plagiorchiida; Dicrocoeliidae
Source: the annotation of a GenBank genome assembly